Sesamum indicum (sesame) is the source of this 1413-nucleotide messenger RNA. RefSeq names its product peroxidase 42. The record is from RefSeq and is a predicted model, not a curated record. Lineage: Eukaryota; Viridiplantae; Streptophyta; Magnoliopsida; Lamiales; Pedaliaceae. Gene Ontology annotation, biological process: response to oxidative stress; hydrogen peroxide catabolic process. Gene Ontology annotation, molecular function: peroxidase activity; heme binding.
AAAGUAGGAAGCAGGUGAUACAAGAGAGAGUGCGUGCUGCAGAGGGUCAGACAGUCCCUUUACUGAGUAGAAAGCAAGAAAAACCGCAAUAAUGUCUUCCAACUCCAAAACUCUCUUCUUCUUCCUUGCAAUUCUCUACUUCUCAUCAGUCUCUGCUAUAGCAGAAAAUGAGGACCCUGGUCUUGUUAUGAACUACUACAGGGACUCCUGCCCUCAGGCUGAAGAUAUCAUCAAAGAACAAGUUCAACUUCUUUACAAGCGCCACAAGAACACUGCCUUUUCUUGGCUCAGAAACAUCUUCCAUGACUGCUUCGUUGAAUCAUGUGAUGCAUCCCUGUUGCUGGAUUCAACAAGGAGGAUGUUGUCAGAGAAGGAAACGGACAGGAGCUUUGGGAUGAGGAAUUUUAGGUACAUUGAGACUAUCAAAGAAGCUUUAGAGAGGGAGUGUCCUGGAGUGGUUUCCUGCUCAGAUAUUCUUGUUUUGUCGGCAAGAGAUGGCAUUGUUGCGCUUGGAGGGCCAUACAUCCCCCUGAAAACUGGCCGAAGAGAUGGUAGAAAAAGCAGAGCAGAUAUACUAGAACAGCACCUGCCAGACCACAAUGAGAGCAUGAGUGUUGUUCUUGAGCGGUUUGCUAAUAUUGGAAUUAACACCGCUGGAGUUGUUGCUUUGCUUGGUGCUCACAGUGUGGGCAGAACCCACUGUGUCAAGCUGGUUCACCGGUUGUACCCAGAAGUGGAUCCGGCGCUCAACCCAGCCCAUGUUGAGCACAUGCUCUACAAGUGCCCGGAUGCCAUCCCCGACCCCAAGGCAGUGCAGUAUGUGAGGAACGACCGUGGCACCCCGAUGAAACUCGACAACAAUUACUACAGAAACAUAUUGGACAACAAGGGUUUGCUGAUUGUGGAUCACCAAUUAGCCACAGACAAGAGGACCAAGCCCUUUGUCAAGAAAAUGGCCAAGAGUCAGGACUAUUUCUUCAAGGAGUUUGCUAGAGCCAUUACUACUCUCUCUGAGAACAACCCUCUCACCGGCACAAAGGGUGAGAUCAGAAAGCAGUGCAACCUCGCCAACAAACUCCAUUGAAAUGUUGCCAGUUCUGUACUGAUAACUUUUUCUUCUUAGCAUGUCUGAGAAGAUAGAGUGAGAGGGAUGAUAAUAAGAUGGUGUGUUUUCUUUACUGGGGUUUGUUUCUUGCAACCAGUAUGAGUGGUAGCAGAGAAUGGCAAGAAUUGGUGGUGGCCAUGUUAAUCAUAGCUCUGUUUGUAGUGCAGAUAUAUGCGCUUCUUGUGGGGGUCUACCUUUCAUGAGAUGAAUGGGGUUACUAGGUAGGGGGAUUGUUGUAUGUAAGGAUUGGAGGGUGUAUGAUGCAUGUAUUGUAAUGAUUAAAGAUCCAUACUCGUAUGUGCUAUUCA